Molecule: messenger RNA, 249 nt
Organism: Morone saxatilis (striped sea-bass)
Lineage: Eukaryota; Metazoa; Chordata; Actinopteri; Moronidae
Product: acidic leucine-rich nuclear phosphoprotein 32 family member E-like
Biological process (GO): regulation of apoptotic process
Cellular component (GO): nucleus
Molecular function (GO): histone binding; phosphatase inhibitor activity
Source: RefSeq, a predicted model, not a curated record
UUUAUCGGGAGGGGGCGUGGUCUCCCAGUGGAGGUCGGGCGCGAGCGAACAUGGAGGUUUAGUUAGUGUGUGACACCGACUGGAGGAGGAAGCACCGUGAGCGCGCGCUUCACUCAACCGGCUUUUGUUUUCACUUUUUCUUUGUUCCGCUUUGUUUUCGUUGUUUUCUCCGCCCGAGCUUCGGCCUCCAGCAUGGAGAUGAAGAAGAGGAUCAGCCUGGAGCUGCGGAACAGAAACCCCGCGGAGGUG